Molecule: messenger RNA, 1287 nt
Organism: Jaminaea rosea
Lineage: Eukaryota; Fungi; Basidiomycota; Exobasidiomycetes; Microstromatales
Product: putative vacuolar atp synthase subunit D
Exons: 3
Coding region: 100-1173 (357 amino acids)
Biological process (GO): proton transmembrane transport; vacuolar acidification; vacuolar transport
Cellular component (GO): proton-transporting V-type ATPase, V0 domain; vacuolar proton-transporting V-type ATPase complex; fungal-type vacuole membrane
Molecular function (GO): proton-transporting ATPase activity, rotational mechanism
Source: RefSeq, a predicted model, not a curated record
GGCGGGCGCAUCUCACCUUCCCCCCUUCUCCACCAUCACCACGACGACGACCACCACCACCAUCGUCCUCCUCUUACACCCCCCUCUCGCCCGCCCAGCAUGGAAAUGCUAACCUUCAACGCCACGGGCGGCUACCUCGAAGGCGUCGUGCGAGGGUAUCGCAACUCCCUCCUCACCUCUCAGACCUACUCCCAACUCUCUCAAUGCGAGACCCUCGAAGACCUCAAGAUGCAGCUAUCCGCCACAGACUACGGCAACUUCCUCGCAAACGAACAGCCACCCAUCACCACUUCCACCAUCGCUGAAAAGGCUACGGGGAAGCUGGUGGGGGAGUUCCAGUAUUUGAGGGAUAACGCUACGGGUCCACUGAGGGAGUUCCUAGACUACCUGACCUACGCAUACAUGAUCGAUAACCUCAUCUUGUUGAUCACGGGCACGCUACACGAGCGGGACACGCACGAGUUGCUCGAUCGAUGUCACCCACUGGGUCACUUUGAUGGGAUGGAGGCACUCUGUGUUGCCACUACCGUCGAGGAGUUGUACAACAGCGUCGUUGUGGAGACUCCGUUGGCCGAGUACUUCAAGGAGUGUUUGAGCGCGUCGGAUUUGGAUGAUUUGAAUAUUGAGAUUAUCAGGAAUAGCCUUUACAAGGCGUAUUUGGAGGACUUUUACAACUUUACUCAGCGUUUGGGCGGGACGACGGCUAUUGCUAUGGGCUCCCUCCUCUCCUUCGAAGCGGAUCGUCGCACCCUCAACAUCACUUUGAACUCCUUCGGCACCUCCCUCACAAAGGAACAGCGAGCCAAGCUUUUCCCCUCCAUCGGCCGACUGUACCCUGAAGGCAACAAUGCCCUGGCUCGAGCGGACGAUGUGGACCAGGUGAAACAGGUGUGCGAUAUGGUGCCAGAGUAUAAGGCUUGGUGGAAGGAAGGAGGUAUGGGUGGCGGUGGAGGCGGUGGUGGAGAGGAGGGGAGUGAGGUGGAGGAGUUGGAGGGAAAGAUGUUCAGAGAGGAGACGAGGUUGAAUAGGAUUGAGACGAUGUGUCAGUUCAACUAUUCGCCAUUCUACUCUUGGCUCAAGUUAAAGGAGCAAGAGAUCCGCAGCAUCACCUGGAUCGCAGAGUGCAUCGCCCAAGACGCACGCGACCGUAUCGGUGACUUUGUACAUGUAUAAAUUGGCGUGCGUGCGUGCGCGCCCUCGCGACUGGUGUCAGUAUCCAAUGCACUCUCUUCAUGACUACACGCCAAGGCCAACGCCAACGCCAUCGUCAACGCCGCCCCGACUACU